CUCGUUAGCUACGAGGCUUAGAGACUUGAGCGGCUUGGGACACUGGGCCUUGAUAUUCAAAUACUAAAUUCUAUAUUUACUGCCGACCGCCUACUUAUCUUCUCUUGUCAUCAUGUAAUAAAUAUGCAGUUAACAACGGACAUCUCGUCUGUCUUAGGAAUCUCAACACGUACACACUAUUUAUUCAGCGCAUAUCUCCCCGCACGACAUUUCUGAGAAAAACCAGAUUGAUACAAUAUACAGGUCGAACUAACUAUCUACCGAUUAGCAAUCAUUUCGUGCGUAUUGAUUGGAUAUUGAAUUUAGAUUGGUAUUCACAGAUCAGUGCAUAGCCAGAAUGCGUUUGACAUACACAUACCGCACAACACUUGAAGCACUAUACGACAGAAAAUAUGGUAGUGUAUAUGUCGCACUCUCCAAGGAAGGUGGCCGAAGGUGGUCACAAGGGUGGAAGACGCGCCUUAUGUGCCGGAUCAAAGGCGCCAAUUCUGUCACAAUGCCAGUAGGUAUACAACACAAGGGAGAUGGUUCCUUCUAUCUGAUAGUCAACCAAUCCAGUUUCAAGCAGUUGUGCACCUCUCUAGGGUCAGAAGUAUCAGUAUCUCUGUGGGAGAACCCGAAUACAUUAGGGGUUGAUAUUCCUGCCACCACUCAAACUCUGCUGGAUAGUGAGAAUGGCAAAUACCGCGAUCUGUGGGACAAAUUAACCGACGGCCAGAAGCGGAAGCUUUGUUUCAAAACUCGAGGUAUCAAAACAGAUAGUCUACGCGAGGAAAAAACUCUGGGCCUAUUCAGUAUGUUUGAAGAAAGUAUGAUUCAGAAAGAGGCGGCUAGAAAGGCUAGAGAGGAGGCAAAGUUAGUUAAGCAGGCCGAGAAAGAGUUGAAGAUUACAAUGAAUAAGGAGAGAAAAACCAAAGAGAAAAAGGAUAAACUAAAAGCAGGGAAAGUGAAACCAGAGUCAGUGAAAAAUAAAAAAGCAAGCGUCAAAGCUGUGGGUACAGGGGAAGUUUCGUCAGGCAACCCUACAGCAACUGAAGGGGAGGCGAACAUGAAGGGGAAGGCCGAGUGUAUCAAAGUGAAGGUUGAAAAAGCGCAAAGUACGGACAACAAUGUUAUAGAGGUUGCGCAAGGGACUGAUACUGAUACUGAGAGCCCUAGCGGCGAUGUCGACGCAAAUAAUGACGGAACAGCAAAUAUGAGCACAUCGACUGCCAGUAGUAAAUCUGAUCCAAUUGCUGGCCGAAAUGAGCCAAAACCUACGACCAAUACAACUGUGAACGACACUUUGCAGCACUGUCGAAAGACCACCCGUUCUACCAGGAAGCGAAGACAGACUAUUGACGACUGUACAGACAGUGGCGGCAAUGUAGUGGGAACAAUGGCGGAUGAGGAAAGUUUGGUACUCGCGUCUGAAAUCGAUGAUGAAGCGCAGUCUAGUACACGACGAUCGAAGCGAAGACGGACACAAGUGGUCAAGUACAUGUCAUAGGACGGUACAAAUAGAAGGUAUCAACAGUCUCACUGUCAAGUACAUGUCAUAGGACGGUACAAAUAGAAGGUAUCAACAAUCUCACUGUCAAGUACAUGUCAUA
This is a messenger RNA of Sphaeroforma arctica JP610, 1592 nucleotides long. RefSeq lists its product as hypothetical. The transcript has a single exon. The record is from RefSeq and is a predicted model, not a curated record. The coding region runs from base 338 to 1489 and encodes 383 amino acids. NCBI's taxonomy places the organism in Eukaryota, Ichthyosporea, Ichthyophonida.